This is a messenger RNA of Charadrius vociferus (killdeer), 1417 nucleotides long. RefSeq names its product kelch domain containing 1 (gene KLHDC1). Bases 1 to 1125 code for a protein of 374 amino acids. The record is from RefSeq and is a predicted model, not a curated record. Gene Ontology annotation, molecular function: protein binding. NCBI's taxonomy places the organism in Eukaryota, Metazoa, Chordata, Aves, Charadriiformes, Charadriidae. The transcript has 13 exons.
AUGACGGAACACUCAAUCGAAGAAAAUGAAGUUUAUCUGCCUAAUGAUGAGCUCUGGAUCUAUGAAAUGGAUAGUGGAUUAUGGACAAUGCACCUAAUGGAAGGAGAGUUACCUACCUCCAUGUCAGGAAGCUGUGGGGCAAGCAUUAAUGGGAAGCUGUACAUUUUUGGUGGAUUUGAUGAUAAAGGAUACAGUAAUCGGCUGUAUUAUGUUAAUUUGCGAACAAAAAAUGGAACCUAUAGGUGGAAAAAAAUUACAAAUUUUAAAGGUCAACCUCCUACACCACGUGACAAGCUUUCCUGCUGGGUGUAUAAGGACAGGCUAAUAUAUUUUGGUGGCUAUGGUUGUAGGAAGCAUAAUGAACUUAGUGAUUGUUUUGAUGUCCAUGAUGCAUUUUGGGAAGGACAGAUAUUCUGGGGAUGGCAUAAUGACGUUCAUGUAUUUGAUACAACCACACAAACUUGGUCUCAACCAGCAAUUCGAGGUGGAGAUCCGCCUCAGCCUCGAGCAGCUCAUACCUGCGCUGUGCUGGGAAAUAAAGGUUACAUCUUUGGAGGACGAGUGCUGCAAACUAGAAUGAAUGAUUUGCACUGCCUGAAUUUAGACACUUGGACUUGGUCUGGAAGAAUUAAUAUCAGUGGAGAGAAACCAAAAGAUCGAUCCUGGCACACGUUGACUCCGAUAGGAGAUGACAGACUUUUUCUUUUUGGUGGACUAAGUUCCGAUAAUGUUCCUCUAAGUGAUGGCUGGAUUCACAGCAUUACAACAAAUGGAUGGAAACAACUUACCCAUUUGCCUAAGAGUAGGCCUAGAUUGUGGCAUACAGCCUGCCUUGGAAAAGAAGGAGAAGUGAUGGUGUUUGGUGGAAGCAAAGAUGACUUGCAUUUCAUGGACACAGGUCACUGCAGUGACUUGUUGAUAUUUCAGACUCAACCUUAUUCACUCCUCAGGUUGUGUCUUGACUGCAUUGGUAAAAACGCGGCUCUCUUGAAGAACCAGAUCCCGUGUCUGCCAUCCAAACUUUUGCAGCAGGUGCUGAAGAAAAUAACCUUCUGGGCUGCAGUUAACCACCGGCAAGAGAGAAAAGCUGAAACGGAAAGACAAAGCCAACUAAAUACCACAUGAACAAUGGCAACAAAACCGUGGAACACUGGUUUAUUUACAGUGUCCAAGCAAAGUCUUUUGUUAGUGGACUUUACUAAUGCUACAGAACACCUGUAUGUUAAGCUGAGUUUCUAAGUGAAGUUUGAGAACAAAGAAAUCCUUUUUAUGGAAGUCUCUCUUGUUUUCUGCGUUAUAGAAAAACAGUAAAAGUUCAUUUGUAUAUAUUGUUAACUUCUGCUGUUGUGGUCUUAAUGAGACAGUCCAUACAACUUGUUCUUUUUGGAGGUGACAGGCGAUACAAAAUAUUUUCAGU